This is a messenger RNA of Saprolegnia diclina VS20, 3146 nucleotides long. RefSeq lists its product as hypothetical. Lineage: Eukaryota; Oomycota; Saprolegniomycetes; Saprolegniales; Saprolegniaceae. Gene Ontology annotation, biological process: phosphatidylinositol 3-kinase/protein kinase B signal transduction; cell migration; phosphatidylinositol-mediated signaling. Gene Ontology annotation, molecular function: 1-phosphatidylinositol-4-phosphate 3-kinase activity; 1-phosphatidylinositol-3-kinase activity. Gene Ontology annotation, cellular component: cytoplasm; plasma membrane; phosphatidylinositol 3-kinase complex. The transcript is spliced from 15 exons. The record is from RefSeq and is a predicted model, not a curated record. Bases 1 to 3126 code for a protein of 1041 amino acids.
AUGGCGACGACCGUUGGCGACUGGGCUGUCGUCGAGGACGCGGACGUCGGGACGUACGUUCGCCACUUGGUCACGGGCGAGGUGCGAUGGACGCUACCGCUCGAGAUGCUGCGCACGCAUGGGCUACUGGCGCCGGCCAUCGUCGCGCCGGCGACUGCGACCAACCAAGACGACGAUAACGCCGACGCGCCGCGCACCGGCGAAGAGGACGCCGACGCCAUGGCGCUACCGAAGGAAGACGAAGACAUAGUCUCGCGCUGGAGCCUUCGCGCCAGCAGCCUCGUUUACGAUGACGAGAGCCUCCGUAGCUCGAUCGUGUCGGCAACGCUGGACGACGACAACCGCGGGCUCAAUCAAUUUAGCGCCGUCGCCGAUGGCGGGAUCUUUGAGCGGCCGCACUGCGUGCACGUUAUCCGAUCUCUUCAAGCGUGGCUCCGGGUCCACCACCCGGCGCUCGACGCUCGCACCCAAGCCGGGACGCUGCGCUUUCCCAUGUUUCCGUGCCGAUACAGCGGUUCACGUCACGUGAUGCGCGUUCUUGUCACGCGACCAGGCGCGACCUCGAGCGUUCUCUACGAAGGCGACGAAGCCAACACAGUGCGAGAAGUGCUAACAUAUGCACGUAGUCGGUUGUAUGUCGAUGCAAAGGCCGUCGAUGGGGCCUUCGUGCUCAAGGUCACAGGCCGCAACGAGUACCUCCUCGACGAGACGCGGCCGCUCGGGGCUUUUGCACAUUUGCACGCCAGCGCUCGUAACAAGGCGACGGCCAAACUCACGCUUCUCGAGCUCUCAGCCGCGGACGCCGAGCUCAAGCGAGACACGCUCCAGUCGCUGGAUCGAUCGCUGCCGUGUAUUUCGUUUGGCAAGCAAGUACCUCGCGCCGUAUCGCGCCUCGACACGGCGACUGUGGCCUGGCCUUUUCGCAUCAAGAUGGUUGAGCUUGCCCAUUUACCCGAGGACGGCCGCAUGAGCCACCUCGUCGUGGCCGUUGGUCUCUGGGCAGGCCCGUUGACGCGUCUGGAUGCUGCCGAGAGCUACAUCUCGUCGCCUUCCAUUAACAACUAUGAGGUGCUCGAGACGCCUCCGAUUCCCUUCACUGCCGACCGACUCCACUGGUCCACCAACGGUGGCUGGCUCACGAGCUCGGUCGUUUCGUACAAGUCGCUACCAGCGAGUGCACGGCUAAGUCUCACUGUCUACGGUAUUCUCAAGGAAAAGGAGGGUAUCGACGGCACCGCGCGACGGGUGGCGUUGGCCGCUGCGUGGCGACCGCUCUUCGAGUCGAGUGAUCACUGUCUGCACGGCGGCCGUCACACCCUCUCGCUCUGGCCCUGCUCCAUGACGCCGCAGGGCUUUGAGAACGGCGAACUGCCUCUGGGGUUUCCAACGACGCCGAAUCCGUCGUGCCGCCACGGCGUGCUCACGUACGAGCUCGAUGCAUUUGAGAAGCCGCUCCAGCUCGUGGAAGCGCGCAGCGACCCGGGAAAGCUGCACGCCUCAGCGCGAUCGCAGUCGAGUGCGUCGAUCGAUGCGACGCUGGCCGCACUGGAGCACGUCGAUGUACUGCAUACGCUGACGCAGCGAGAAAAGACCGUGCUCUGGCAGGCGCGCCACCAGUGUGCAACGACGCCGGCCCUGCUGCCUGUGUUUUUGCGGGCCAUCAACUGGUCCAACCGCGACGCGAUCGACGAAGCGAGACGCUUGGUUGCGCGAUGGAACUUGGACGACGAUGUGGCGUCGCUCCUCCAAGUACUUGGCCACGAUGUGCCAGACCCGAUGCUGCGAGCGUGGGUUGUCGACCAGCUGCACAAACUGCCCGACGACGUGCUGCAAGAUUACGUUUUGCAGCUCGUUCAGGUGCUCAAGUACGAGGGACAUGUGGACGGCGCGCUGAGCCGCUUCCUCCUCUUCCGGAGUCUCCUAAACCCGGUGCGGAUUGGCCAGCGUGUAUUCUGGCUGCUCAAAACCGAAGCCGACAACUGGCUCCACGCCGAGUCGUAUAGCAUUCUUCUCGCAACGUACGUCUCGCUGCACCCUUCGCACCGCGCCCUUCUCUUUGAGCAAUGCCGCAUCGUCGACCAGCUCGAGUUGAUUGCUCAGCGCGUCAAGCGCACUAACAAAGAUGACCGGCUCGCCUGUCUUGCCCAAGAGCUCGAGUUACUCAACGCGACGCUCGACAAGCCGUUCCACUUGUGUCUCUCGCUGCGGUUCGAGUGCCGCCGCUUCUGUAUCGAGAAAUGCCAAGUCAUGGGCUCGGCGAAGAAACCGCUUUGGCUCACCUUUGAGAAUGCGGAUCCGCUCGGCGACCCGAUCAUGGCCAUCUUCAAGCAUGGCGACGACUUGCGGCAGGACCUCAUGACGCUGCAGCUGCUGCGGUUAUGGGACAAACUGUGGUAUGACCACGGCGUCGACCUGCGUCUCAAGCCGUACUUGUGCCAGUCGAUUGGGUAUCAGCUCGGGAUGAUCGAGGUCGUGCCACACGCCAAAACGACGGCCCAUAUCCACCGUGAUUAUGGACACGUAUAUUUUGGCGCGUGGAUGGCAACCCCGAUUGAGUCGUAUCUCAAGCACGCGGCGGCAGAUGGCGACGCGCUCGCCGACGCGGUCGACCACUUUAUCCGAACGUGCGCCGGGUACUGCGUUGCGACGUAUGUGCUCGGGAUUGGCGACCGGCACAGCGACAACAUCAUGGUCGCGUCCAGCGGACACUUGUUUCACAUUGAUUUCGGGCAUUUUCUGGGCAAUUUCAAAGUCAAAUUUGGCUUUCAGCGCGAGCGCGCGCCGUUCGUGUUGACGCCCGAGAUGGCGUUUGCCAUGCGUGCGUCAUCGAGUGAAGGGCGUUUCGAGCUCUUUGAACGCUACUGCGGCGACGCCUACAACCUCUUGCGGCAGACGCCCGCGCUCUGGGUGGCCCUCUUUGCUCUCAUGGUGCCCGCCCACGUGCCCGAGAUGACGUCGUUUAGCGAUAUCUUGUACCUUCGCGACCAGCUCUCAGUCCAACUCUCGAGUGACGAGGCCGCCGACAAAUUCAAAGCCGAAAUCAAAAAUGCGCUCACGAGUACCUCGCGGCGCGUCGACAACUGGAUGCACAACAUGAAGCACGGCAUCGACUUGUUUGCUUCAUAAUGAAAUGAAGUAUAUACAUG